CGGAUCCCAGCCCUGCGGGUUUUCCCUAAGAUCCCGGCCCGGCCAUGCGGCAAGCGGCGGCUUUUUUGCCAUGGAGCCGGAACUCGCGGCAGCUCUUGCGCAGCACUUCCCAGAGGCCGGCUUCGUGGCCACGCUGCCCGGCAGGCCGAAGGAGUUCCUGGCUCUGCUGCAGCGGAAGGACGGCGAGGUGUCGCUGCUGGCCACCGACUGCCUCCAGGGCGUCUUCCGCGCCCGCCUGGACUCAGAGGCAUUGCAGGAGCUGCGGCGCGGCGCAGGAAUGGCCGAGUUCGAGUGGACCACCUUCCUGGGGCUCCUCCGCGCGGCCUUGAAGGGUGAGGAGGGCUGCACCACGACCGCGCACCCGGAGCCUGGCGGGGCCGCUCUGCGCCUGGAGCUGCGGUUCCGGCUGCAGAGCGCGGUGCUGCUCAGCAGCCUUCGCCUGCCGGCCGUCGCCUCUCUGCCGCCAACCCCUUCGGCUGAGCCCUUCCUGCAGGAGCUCCGUGGCUUCUUCUUGGGCGCCUUGGCCGCGGAGCGGGCGGAGCGGCCGGCGGUCGCCUUUGCCUCGGGGAUUUCGGCAACGUCCGCCAGCAGCGGGGUCAGCCCUUCCCUAGGGCGGUCGCCCCUGGCGAGCCAGGCGCACUUCCCUGACACGCUGCCGCCCGGCGCGCCCGGCGCGCCAGGCGUGCCCGGCGCGCCAGUGCCCAGGCCUGCUGCCAAGAAGCGGGCCCCGGGCUCAUUGGUGGAUCCCCACGCAAGGAAGGCGCGGAGGAGCGGCAAGCCCUUCCAGCUCUGCGGCUGAAGCUGGCGAAAUCGUGUCCACAGCGACGGCUCUGUGCAGUGCUUGUUUGUGAGACACGCAAAGUUGGGGGGACUUGGGG
Effrenium voratum is the source of this 878-nucleotide messenger RNA. The record is from the annotation of a GenBank genome assembly. Lineage: Eukaryota; Dinophyceae; Suessiales; Symbiodiniaceae.